AACAAUCUCCGUCAAACCGGGGUACCGGACCUUGCAAAACGAAUACGCCCAUUGGUGAGCUGUCACUUUUUGAGGAUGCAAACUGCUAUCAGCUAACCACAAUUUUCACCAGUGGCGGUUAGUAAAAUUUACCAGACUGGGCACCCGAACCUAGAUAAACGUUGGUCUUUCCAAAACCGCCCACUGUUUGGAGGGGGAAAAAAAGUUAUAGGAUAGGUAGCUAGCUAGAGCUAGCUCACCAUGACUCGCUCUUCCUAACGCUUCCCGGAGAGUCGGUGUGACAACAACGGAGGCUAACGUUCACUACCUGGGUACAACGGGGAAAAGGUCAAUGAAUCCUAAACUAUUCCCUUGGGACAUAUAGAGAUGUACUCACCAUCUAGAAAGGACUUCAUCGCGUUGACCCUCAGUGACCAACACAGCCGUAGCUACAACAACGGAAAGCACCGCCGCCAGUCCUGCUGGAGGAAGUGGAAGCAGCUGUCUCGGCUGCAGCGCAGUCUCAUCCUCUUUCUGCUAGCUCUGCUGCUGAUAUGUGGACUUCUCUUCUACCCAAGCUUCUCAGAGCAAUGGGGAGGCAUGUCGGACAAGGCGGUAAGGGAGGACUGGGAUGAAGACUGGGAAAGAGGCCUGAAACCCUUCCCACCAGGGGUAAACCCUGUGGCUGGCCCAGCUGGAGGUCCGGCUGUGGGCCUGGCUGGUGUAGCAGUCGGCCCAGGGUUGGACCCAGGGUUGGGUCUAGCUGUGGCUCCAGGACUCAUACCAGAGGUCAUUCCAGAACCCCGGAGGCCAAAGGUCCCCUCUAUACCCAAACCUCCAGCCAAGAAGAGACCAUUCCCCAACAAGAGAGGCCCUCCAAGCCUGCAGAAGGAGCGGAAUGUAUCAGAUUCACUGGUAAAACCAGCUGAGAAAGUGCCAGUGGAGAAAGCUGAAGAGAAGGAGGGAGAGAAGCCUCUUGUCAGCUGGCGAGGAGCCAUGAUCGAGGCUGACGAGGCUACAGAACCCCCACCCUCUGCCCAUGAGAAGGAUGCCGCUGUGCCUCCUGUGCCAGUCAACCCUGAGGACACAGCCCCACUGGCACCAGUUUCAGUGAAGCCUGUGGACAGGCUGGAGAUGGUGCGAGAGGCCUUUAGGCAUGCCUGGAAGGGCUAUAAGGAAUUUGCCUGGGGUCAUGAUGAGCUCAAGCCUGUGUCUAAGUCCUACGGGGAGUGGUUUGGCCUGGGCCUGACUAUCAUUGAUGCUCUGGACACAAUGUGGAUCCUGGGACUGAAAGAAGAGUUUGAGGAGGCGAGGAAGUGGGUGGAGACUGAGUUGUCAUUCUCUAAGAAUGUGGACGUGAACCUGUUUGAGAGCACCAUCCGGAUCCUGGGAGGCCUGCUAAGCACCUACCACCUGACUGGCGAUGAGAUGUUCCUGGAGAAGGCUAAAGAUAUUGGCUUGAGGUUGAUGCCUGCUUUCAAAACCCCCUCCAAGAUCCCCUUCUCUGAUGUGAACAUUGGGAAGGGCACGGCCCACCCCCCUCGCUGGACGUCCGACAGCACCCUGGCCGAGGUCACCAGUGUCCAGCUGGAGUUCAGAGAGCUCAGCCGCCUCACCCAGGACCCGCAGUACCAGGAGGUGGUGAAUGAGGUGAUGAGGCUGGUCCAUAAGCUGCCAGGGAAGCAUGACGGCCUGGUGCCCAUGUUCAUCAACACCAACAGCGGCCAGUUCACCCACAAAGGAGUCUUCACCCUGGGGGCCCGGGCUGACAGCUACUAUGAGUACCUGCUCAAACAAUGGAUCCAGGGAGGCAAGACAGAACCAGAUCUGUUGGAGGACUACCUGGAGGCGAUAGAGGGGGUCAAGAAGCACCUGCUGAGAACCAGUGGCCCCAGAAAGCUGACCUUCGUAGGGGAGCUCAACCACAAUCGCUUCAACCCCAAGAUGGACCACCUGGUGUGUUUCCUGCCUGGCACGCUUGCGCUGGGUGCCCACAAUGGUCUGCCGGAGGAUCACAUGGAGCUGGCCCUGCAACUGAUGGAGACAUGCCACCAGAUGUACAUCCAGAUGGAGACGGGCCUGAGCCCCGAGAUCGCCCACUUCAACCUGCAGCCCUACGACGGGCGAGACGUCGACGUCAAGCCUGCAGACAGACACAACCUCCUGAGACCAGAGACCGUGGAGAGUCUGUUCUACCUGUACAGGUUCACUAAGGACACCAAAUACAGAGACUGGGGCUGGGACAUUCUAGAGAGCUUCAACAAAUAUACCAGGGUGCCAAGUGGAGGCUACACUUCCAUCAGUAAUGUGCGCGACCCCGUGAACCCGGGUCCGAGGGACAAGAUGGAGAGCUUCUUCCUGGGGGAGACGCUCAAGUACUUCUACCUGCUGUUUUCAGACGACCUGGAGCUGCUCAGCCUGGACAAGUACGUGUUCAACACAGAGGCCCACCCACUACCCAUCUGGCAAUUGCCCCCUGUCUGAGACAGGAGGUGAUGUCAUAGAGAAGUAGCCUACCAUGAGAUCCCAGGAUUUGAACUUCCUAGCUGUUACCUUCUCAAGGGAUCCAGCUUGACUCUUUUGUGCACAGUAGAAGACAAACUCAUCAAUGGGUUUUCAAGUGGAGAGGUUUUCCUUGG
This is a messenger RNA of Oncorhynchus gorbuscha (pink salmon), 2618 nucleotides long. RefSeq names its product mannosidase, alpha, class 1B, member 1a (gene man1b1a). Gene Ontology annotation, molecular function: mannosyl-oligosaccharide 1,2-alpha-mannosidase activity; calcium ion binding. The record is from RefSeq and is a predicted model, not a curated record. Gene Ontology annotation, cellular component: membrane; endoplasmic reticulum. Gene Ontology annotation, biological process: carbohydrate metabolic process; N-glycan processing. Lineage: Eukaryota; Metazoa; Chordata; Actinopteri; Salmoniformes; Salmonidae.